Messenger RNA from Spirometra erinaceieuropaei, 264 nucleotides. The record is from the annotation of a GenBank genome assembly. Lineage: Eukaryota; Metazoa; Platyhelminthes; Cestoda; Diphyllobothriidea; Diphyllobothriidae.
AUGAGACAGCGAAUAGGCGUGGAACUCAGUUGUCUUCGUCGCAUCCUGAGGCUAAAGUGGCAGGAUCGAAUCCCCGACACUGAUGUGCUGGAACGGACCGGAAUCCUCAGCAUCUACGCCAUACUGAGGCCAAUUCAGCUGCGCUGGAGCGGCCACCUGGUGCGCAUGGACGACGAGCGACUACCAAGCGACUCUUAUACGGAGACGUCGCGACGGGUUCUCGCCGUCAAGGAGGCCAGAUUCGCCGUUACAAGGAUACCCUGA